UUGGAUUUUUUCUGCAACGCUUGACAGCUGUUUUUGCGUUGAGUCGAAAUUACAAAACUUGCUGCGAAAUUCGAUAAAAUUUCCAAAUUUUUCCCCUAUUUAAACGUUUUACGACAUUAAAAAGCUUCGCAUAACUUCUAUUGUUCCUAACGCACAAUCGAACCAAAACGCCACCCACCGGAAGGGUCUGUUUUUGGAUUGUCUGCAGUUUGUUAGUGUUUCUGGGAACGACGACUAUCAUGGCCUGGCGCUCUCGGGGACUUUCCAAUGCAGACCUAAUCCGUCAGCUGCAAGAUCACGGCAUCAUCAAAAGCGAACGAGUCGCUCAGGCUUUGAUAGCAACGGACCGAAAGCAUUAUGUGGCCAGCAAUCUACAACCGUACUUGGACUCUCCGCAGAGGAUUGGUCAUGGGGCCACCAUCAGUGCUCCUCAUAUGCAUGCUUACGCCUUGGAACUGCUGGAACCCAAUUUGAAGAGCGACAGCAAAGUGCUGGACGUCGGUUCCGGUUCCGGUUACCUGACUGCAUGCUUUGCGCGAUACAUUCAUCAGAAGGAAAAUGCAACCGGAUUCGUGGUUGGAAUAGAACACCAUCCGGCGCUGGUUGAACUAGGGCGGAACAACAUAAAGGCGGACGACGAAAGUUUGAUAGAAACAAAGAAAGUUGUUCUUGUCGAGGGCGAUGGCCGACAGGGUUUCAAAGAGCAUGCACCGUACGACUGUAUUCACGUGGGAGCUGCUGCGCCGCAAACACCCCAGGAGCUCAUCAACCAGUUGAAACCGGGCGGUCGCAUGAUCGUUCCCGUAGGUCCCGACGGAGGUACCCAAUAUCUGGAACAGUACGACAAGGACUCCGACGGUAAGGUGGAGAAAACGCGUCUGAUGGGGGUGAUGUAUGUCCCAUUGACGGAUUUGCACACGUGAUGCCUGAGCCGGGGACGCCUCUGUAUGGCAGUGCGGGUGCUGCUGGUGCUGAUUUUGCUGCUUCUUUUUGCUUAUAGUUUGAAGAAACGAUUCUACUAGACGGUCGAGUAUUUGGUUUGGAAGGUGAGUCUAUCGCUAUCAAAUUUGUAAAAAACUUAACAAUUACGGCUGUGUUCCGUUGUCGAAUCCUAAUCAAACGCUCCCAUAUUUAUUACUAAUGAUUGUUCCUCCAAAUUUACUAACGUAUUUAUUUAUAAAACUUAUGGAUAUUUUUCUCGAUUCAUUAGAUUUGGUACUGAUCUACUCGACAUCCAUUAGAAGGUUCUCUAUACCAUAAUAAAUAUAUCGCGUGAGAAAUAGAUAAA
This is a messenger RNA of Aedes albopictus (Asian tiger mosquito), 1288 nucleotides long. RefSeq names its product protein-L-isoaspartate(D-aspartate) O-methyltransferase (gene Pcmt). Gene Ontology annotation, biological process: protein modification process. The record is from RefSeq and is a predicted model, not a curated record. Gene Ontology annotation, molecular function: protein-L-isoaspartate (D-aspartate) O-methyltransferase activity. The transcript has 4 exons. The coding region runs from base 240 to 923 and encodes 227 amino acids. NCBI's taxonomy places the organism in Eukaryota, Metazoa, Arthropoda, Insecta, Diptera, Culicidae. Gene Ontology annotation, cellular component: cytoplasm.